Nerophis ophidion (straightnose pipefish) is the source of this 971-nucleotide messenger RNA. Its product is annotated as troponin T, fast skeletal muscle isoforms-like. Gene Ontology annotation, molecular function: troponin C binding; troponin I binding; tropomyosin binding. The record is from RefSeq and is a predicted model, not a curated record. Gene Ontology annotation, cellular component: troponin complex. Bases 16 to 771 code for a protein of 251 amino acids. The transcript has 10 exons. NCBI's taxonomy places the organism in Eukaryota, Metazoa, Chordata, Actinopteri, Syngnathiformes, Syngnathidae. Gene Ontology annotation, biological process: sarcomere organization; regulation of muscle contraction; muscle contraction.
CACGACAUUUCUAGCAUGGCGGGGUGGGGCAUGAGCGCCCGCAUGGGUCCCGGCGUACUCUUACCAUCAUCUUCUUGUCCUCCUUUUCUUCCUCCGCCACCUGAAGAGUACGACGAGGAGAGGCCAAAGUACAAGCCAUCCGCUCCGAAGAUCCCCGAUGGCGAGAAAGUGGACUUUGACGACAUCCAGAAGAAGCGUCAGAACAAAGACCUGGUGGAGCUGCAGACCCUGAUCGAGGCUCACUUUGAGUGCAGGAAGAAGGAGGAGGAGGAGCUUAUCGCCCUUAAGGACAGGAUUGAGAAGCGUCGUGCUGAGAGGGCAGAGCAGCAGAGAGUGCGAACUGAGAAGGACAAGGAGCGUCAGGCCAGACGUGAGGAGGAGCGGAGGAUCAAGGAGGAGUCUGAUGCUAAGAAGAAAGCUGAUGAAGAAGCCAAGAAGAAAUCUGCUUUCUCCAACAUGGGCUCCAACUACGGCAGCCACCUGCAGAGAGCUGACCAGAAGAGAGGAGGAAAGAAGGAGACAGAAAGAGAGAAGAAGAAGAAGAUCUUGGCUGCCAGACGUAAACAACUCAACAUUGACCAUCUUAAUGAAGACAAACUCAGGGAUAAGAUCAACGAGUUGUACGACUGGAUGUGUCAGCUGGAGUCUGAGAAGUUCGACCACACAGAGAGACUGAAGAGGCAGAAGUAUGAGGUCACCACCCUGCGCAAGAGAGUGGAGGAGCUGAGCAAGUUCAGCAAAAAGGGAGCCGCCACCCGCCGCAGGAAGUAAGCCUCCGGCCGCAGGAAGUACCUUGUCAGCUGAGAAGACGCGCUGCGGUUGCAUCAUCAUCUUCAUCAUCCUCACCCUCAUCCUCAUCAUGCUUGCCAUCGGGAGCCUUGACCUGCUGUGCGAUAACCUCUGACCUCCUGGCCCUGCGCCGUUUGGUUGUCAGAGUUUUUGUAAAUAAAGUUUGACUCUUCAAGCUGCCA